Messenger RNA from Bipolaris victoriae FI3, 1452 nucleotides. RefSeq lists its product as hypothetical. The record is from RefSeq and is a predicted model, not a curated record. The transcript has a single exon. NCBI's taxonomy places the organism in Eukaryota, Fungi, Ascomycota, Dothideomycetes, Pleosporales, Pleosporaceae. Bases 1 to 1452 code for a protein of 483 amino acids.
AUGAACAAGCGUCGCGAACCAGUUUCCUUAACAUGGGUGCCCCUCGUUGGCUCAGCCGCAUGUCUAUGUGCCACCGCAUACCUAGCUCGAUCGCUCCUAACCACCAAAGAGCGGUACGGUCCGAACCUGACUGCCAAUAUGAUCCAGGGCUUUUGUUCCCAUAAUCAGCUACUCAUCUCUCGCCUACCAGCCUACGGCGCGACAGAAAGCUCAUACAGCAGGUUACUGCACCUUUUCCACGAACCUCACGCCUCAGUAUACGUGUAUAAUGAGCUACUCAGGCGUGAGAAGGCAUCAUGGGAAUCUGUGCCAGACACUGUACAACUGCUGUCGAUUGAAGGGAAAAGAGGAACAAGCAUUCCUGGAGUACCAAUCAGCAGAACAACACUGAUAACCCUCCUUCUCCUGACCAAUGCACGCGUCAUUCACGAGUUCUCUUCUUCCUCUGGAUAUCGAGCUGCACUAGGAAGCUGGUGCGGACAAUGGUACAUUCAGUGGGAAAUGGGACAGCAGCAUGCUCUUGUCAGCUUGCGGGCGCAUGAUUCCCACUCGCCAGCAACAGAUGUCUAUGCACCGGUUUUCUCUGCAAGAGUUGACGCAUGUGUCAAGAUGAUGGCAGGCGUGGUCCAGCAUCCCAGUGGAGGCCCAAACUUAUUCGCAGUGGCGUUCCCAGGCAGAAUGCCUGCUGGUGAGUACUACCUCGAAUACCAAGAGAACGGAUUUGCAUUGUCGCAUGGCGCACGCCAUAUCUACAACAUGAAUGGCGGAAAAGUAUACGAGGUAGAUUUUCUUCUGCCGCGGAAAAAGGAGCAAGACGUGUUUGUUAUUUCACGUACUGGACAAGACGAAGCGGAAGUAAUCCUCGAUCUGCCGUCGAGCAAGCAGGAAGUACAUCCUGUGCGCAUGUACAUCGCGCCGAACGAACAAGCGAUCCUAGCACAAUGCCUAGAUUUUCUUCCCUGGGCUUACCUCUCCUGGUCCAUUCAUCGCGGCAUGAGAGACAUCCUACUCGCUUUUUCGCGGAAAACAAUGCAUGAAUAUCGUCAACGGUUAGCUCAGCAACUACGUGAUGCGGUGCCCCAGCACAGAGAGGUACUCGUUAAACAAGGCUGGGAGCCGUCCUUUGUAGAUGAAUACAUGGGCAUCAUGGCUUCUUCAGCUAUCCUCGCCGAGCGCGGUAAUUCGGGAGAUGCAGUUCGCAUAGUCACUGCACUGGCGGCCCUAGAACAUUCAGGGGGGUACGAACCAGAUUUAUCAGAUCUUGAUGAAACGACCUUCUGGAGACGCAGUGUCAGUGAAAGAGUAACAGGAACAGAAGAAGACGGAGUAGAUGUGGAGCGCCUGAGCAGGGAUACUGUCGUGGCGCUUGUGAAGUGCUUUGUAUUGGAAUGGAGUGUCGACUUUGAUUACCAGUUUUAUCACCGCUUGCCAAUUGAUCUCCUCUUCGUCUAA